ACAGGCAGGGCAGGGCGUGGCGCGCGCCUGGCUGGCUGACGCUCUGCUGGGGUUGCCAGGGUGACGGGGAAGACAACAUGGCGCGCUGACAGGGCGAAGCAGAGAGGGAGGAAGGAGGGGAGGGGGAGAGACUGUGGCUGUGCUGCGACCGCGCCCCCUCCCCACCGGAAGGAGACCCGGCGGAGGAUGAACAAAUACAAAACAAUUGGUAAGAUUGGAGAGGGAACCUUUUCUGAUGUUCUGAAGGUCCAAAGUCUGAAAGGUGGACAGUAUUAUGCAUGUAAACAAAUGAAACAACACUUUGAAAGUAUUGACCAUGUGAACAAUCUGAGGGAAAUACAAGCCUUAAGGCGACUGAAUCCACACCCAAAUAUCCUUGUAUUGUAUGAAGUGAUUUUUGACAAGAAAUCUGGUGCUCUUGCAUUAAUAUGUGAACUUAUGGACAAGAACAUUUAUGAACUGAUCAAAGAGAGAAAAAAGCCAUUGCCUGAAAGGAGAAUAAUGAGUUAUAUGUACCAGUUAUUCAAGUCUCUUGAUCACAUGCACAGGAAUGGAAUAUUUCACAGAGAUGUGAAACCAGAGAAUAUAUUAAUAAAGCAGGACCGUCUCAAAUUAGGGGAUUUUGGAUCCUGUAGGAGUAUACAUUCCAAACAGCCAUAUACAGAAUACAUCUCUACUCGCUGGUACAGGGCGCCUGAAUGUCUUCUGACAGAUGGCUACUACAGCUACAAAAUGGACAUCUGGAGCGCUGGCUGUGUGUUUUAUGAAAUUGCAAGUUUCCACCCUCUUUUCCCUGGAUCUAACGAACUGGACCAAAUAUCAAAAAUCCAUGAAAUUAUAGGUACUCCCCCCAUGAAGGUCCUUAAUAAAUUUAAGCAGUCAAGAGUGAUGAGCUUUGACUUUCCAAUAAGAAAAGGGAAAGGAAUCUCUCCAUUUAUGCCUAGUCUAUCCAAUAAGAGCCUUUCACUUAUAUAUGCAAUGAUACAAUAUGAUCCCGAUGAGAGAAUUUGUGCCCACGAAGCAUUACAGCAUCCUUACUUCAGAGAACUGAGGUGGGCAGAGAAACAGGCCAUGCGCAGAAAAAUGAGAUUAGUAGAAAAUCCAUUAGAAAGAGAGUCUCUCAGCUUGCGGCGUAUUGCAAAGGAGGAUCAAAGGCAGAACUUUAGGCAAACCCAGGAGUAUCCAUUGGGACUUCAUGGACUUCCCUAUGCAGUAGAGUUGCCAAAAGUGACAGUCCCUGCAGUCAACAACUUGACUUCUUACUCUAACCCUACAUUUCAGUCAAUUUUUACCCUCCCAGCAACCAACAGACAAGUCCAGUUGUUGCAGCCUAUAACAUAUUUUGGGACACACCACAAGUCUGAAAAACAGAAAGAAUUUAAAUCUCCUGUGAAACAGUACCAUUUGCCUGCCCUGGAACGAAGAGGUGGAGGAUACUGAUGGACCAAGAAUCCCGUGUGCUCUCCAUAUUCUUUAAAAGGUACACCAAUGGCAAGUGCCUUAUAUCCUCACAUGCUGCAUCAAGACAUUACAUUCCUUUGGGACUUGUGGUUUUUUUUAAAGGCGCCAACUGUAAAAGCACCAUUUUUGUAGCUCAGAAUGCACCUUGAUUCUUUUUAAUCUCCCAAUAUACAAAACUUUUGUUUUCUUUUAAGUGAAUCAUAUAUUUAAUUGUACUGUGUUGUUAGAAUGAUUUUGUUACAAUUUUUAUAUUAAAUGCUACAUUGUCUUUAUUUAUGACAUGUUAAAA
Messenger RNA from Anolis sagrei ordinatus, 1750 nucleotides. It is a transcript of the gene MOK, whose product is annotated as MOK protein kinase. The record is from RefSeq and is a predicted model, not a curated record. Gene Ontology annotation, cellular component: nucleus; cytoplasm. Gene Ontology annotation, biological process: protein phosphorylation; intracellular signal transduction. Lineage: Eukaryota; Metazoa; Chordata; Lepidosauria; Squamata; Anolidae. Gene Ontology annotation, molecular function: ATP binding; protein serine/threonine kinase activity.